Lotus japonicus is the source of this 2697-nucleotide messenger RNA. RefSeq lists its product as uncharacterized. Gene Ontology annotation, molecular function: RNA-DNA hybrid ribonuclease activity; nucleic acid binding. The transcript has 5 exons. The record is from RefSeq and is a predicted model, not a curated record. Lineage: Eukaryota; Viridiplantae; Streptophyta; Magnoliopsida; Fabales; Fabaceae. The coding region runs from base 90 to 2636 and encodes 848 amino acids.
CUAUUUCUCGGGAUGCUUUUGAGCCUUAUCAAGGUGAUGAAGAUGAUGAUAGUCAGCAGGAUCCAACACGUGAAGAAGGAGAGGUGACCAUGGGAGAUAAUGGGUCUAAAGAGGAUGAGGUGCAACGGGCUGAUGACUCUGCUCCAAACCCGCAGCCACCGUUGCCAAAGGAGCCACAACAGCCCUCCCUUCCAGCUUCAGGCACACCCACGGGUAGGAAAAGUGCGAGUGGGACGGAGGGACGUGGUCGUGUAAAGCAGCAAUAUAUCAAGAGGCCAAGGAUUCCAACCAACAAUGGACAGAAACUCCACAUUGGUGGUAAUGAGACAAGGCGGGACUAUGGUGGCCGUAAGAGAUCGAGUGGCUCCUCAUCUUCUAAUGGAGAUGUGAUGCAGAUUAUGGCGGUCUAUGGCUUUCCGGAGGAGAGGUUUAAAGCUAGGACUUGGGACUUAGUCCGUCGUGCUAAGCCUCCCCAUCCUAUGCCUUGGCUUUGCAUUGGUGACUUUAAUGAUAUAAUUUCCCCAGCUGAUAAGCUUGGUGGUGAUGUGCCUGAUAUGGGACGUUUACAGGUUGCUAACCAGGCCUGUAAUGAGUGUGACUUUCAUGAUGUUGGUUUUUCAGGUUACAGAUUUACUUGGUCGAAUAUGCGAGAGGCGCCAAACACGGUGGAGGAGCGGUUGGAUUUUGCACUUGCCAACUCAGCUUGGAGUUGCAUGUGGCCAGUCACUAAAGUCCGCCACUUGAUUAAUUACAAAUCUGACCAUUGUCCUAUUGUCUUGACUUUCUCUUCUCGCAGGGGACAUAGAGAACUGGCGAGGACAAAGCUCUUUCGUUUUGAGGAGCUUUGGCUUCAAAGCAGUGAUGAGUGUUCUGAAGUGGUAGCUGAAGCUUGGAGUAGGACCUGGUCUGGUGAUGACCUCCAUGGUAAAUUUGAAGCAGUCAGUGGAGCCCUCGGUUCUUGGGGUAAGCAGAAGUUUGGGGACAUACCAAAAAAGAUCUCUGAUCUUAAGGUCCGCCUCCAAAACCUGCAGCGGAAACCUAAGACGGACGGGAUUUUGCGUGAGAUGAGAGAAGCAGAACGAGAGCUUGAUGUACUGCUUGAAAGAGAGGAGAUUUGGUGGAGCCAGAGAUCGAGGGCAAAUUGGUUAAAACAUGGGCACCGCAAUACUAGGUUCUUCCAUCAGAAGGCAUCUCAGAGGCGGAAGCGGAACCUCAUUGAGGUUAUUACGGAUCGUGGUGGUCGAGAGGUAGAGGAUGAUGCUCAAAUCUCACAGGUCCUAAGGGAGUACUUUGAGAGCCUAUUUACAUCAUCCAACCCAUCUGGCAUUGAAGAGGUGACGUCCCUGGUGGCGGGUAGGGUGACUCAGAGCCAUUUAGUUACACUUGGGGAUCCUUUCACGAAGGAGGAGGUGGAGGAGGCAGUUUUUCAGAUGCACCCCACUAAAGCUCUAGAUGACAGUAUCAUUUUUGCUAAAGCCACUGAUCAGGAGGCGGAAGUGGUGAAAACCAUUUUGGCCACCUAUGAGAGUGCUUCCGGACAAAUGAUUAAUCUGGACAAGUCAAUGCUUUCAGUUAGCCGAAAUGUGCCUCAGAACCGUCUUUAUGAGCUUAAACAGCUGUUGGGAGUAAAGGCAGUGGAAAGUUUUGACAGAUACUUGGGAUUACCAACUAUUUUUGGUGCUCUUGAUGGUACAUAUUCUUCUAAGCUGGGUUACUCUUUUAUUAGAAACCAUGAGGCGCAGACGAACACGUCGGCUUCCAUUGCGAUGUCUCCCUUGCCUGCAAAGCUUUGGCAAAUUUUUUGGAAGACACCAGCCCUUCCGAGGUGCAAAGAUCUAGCUUGGCGUAUUUGUUGUUCACUCCUUCCGGUCCGUGAUUCUCUAUGGCGGAAAGGUGUGAACAUUGAUCCAUCUUGCCCUCUAUGUGGCCAUGAGUCGGAAACUUUCUUGGAGGAUGUUGAUAGUGAUGCUGUGGCGAGCUGGCAAACGACAUCCUAUGCGUUAUGGGAGGCUCGUAACAAGCUUGUCUUCCAGGAGGUUCCCUUCCGGUGUGAGGCUGCAAUCCAGAGGGCAGCUUCGAUGUCGCAGGUGGAUGCUUCGAUUGAGGUUCGUGAUCCUCAUGGUCCGGUGCGUGACGCGAUUUGGAGGAGACCACCGCGUGGAUUCUUCAAGGUUAAUUUUGAUGGAUCUUGGAAAGCAGAUGCGGUUUCUGGCAUGGGGAUGGUGGCCAGGAAUCAUGACGGUUUGGUACUUGCUGCUGCAGCGGAGGUUGUGGAGCGGCCCUCUACAGUGGUGGAGGCUGAGGCCCUAGCUUUCCGGUGGGCGAUUGGAUUGGCUAUUAACUUUGGUUUCAGACGGGUUUGCUUUGAGACAGAUUGUCUCACUCUCUUUCAGAUGUGGAAGAAGCCUCCGGACGGGAGGAACUAUUUAGCUACUAUUUUUAGUGAUUGCUUUCAGUUGUGUCGUUCUUUAGAUUUGGUGUCUGUUGUUUUUGUUCGCCGUUCAGGCAAUGUUGUCGCAGACUUUUUGGCCAGGAAUGCCGCCUCAUACGCCGGUUUGGUGUGGAUUGAGGAGGUACCACCUGAAGUCGAUGUUUUUGUAACCGCAGACCUUUUGGCUUCUAUGCCCCCUAUUUAAUUGAUAGCAGGUUCUUUUCAAAAAAAAACUGUACCUCUCCCUCCCUUCCCCUCUAUUAAAA